UUUUUUCCUGGGUGUUGCCUGCCUGCCUGCCCGGUUUACAACUUCGGAGUUUCACCGGGAAGAAGGUUAAGUCGGGAAAUAUCUGCGACGACAACAUUUUUUAACUUUUCGGGAGCCAAAUCGAGGCCCGUUCACUUUGCUAACCCUGUACUUUUUUAACUCACAUUUGACCGGUUUUUUUUAGCCGCCGUUAGCCUGCGAAGCUAACCGAGACCGAGCUGUCCGAUGCAGGCCAUUAAGUGUGUGGUAGUCGGGGACGGGGCGGUGGGUAAAACAUGCCUGCUCAUCAGCUACACUACCAAUGCCUUCCCUGGAGAGUAUAUCCCCACAGUCUUCGACAACUACUCUGCCAAUGUGAUGGUUGAUGGGAAACCAGUGAACCUGGGCCUGUGGGAUACAGCAGGACAGGAGGACUACGACAGACUGAGACCACUGUCCUACCCACAGACAGAUGUCUUCCUGAUUUGCUUUUCACUAGUCAGUCCAGCCUCUUUUGAAAACGUCCGUGCCAAGUGGUACCCGGAAGUGAGACACCACUGCCCCAACACGCCCAUCAUCCUGGUGGGCACCAAGCUGGACCUGAGAGACGACAAGGACACCAUCGAAAAGCUCAAGGAGAAGAAACUUUCCCCCAUCAUCUACCCCCAGGGCCUGGCCAUGGCUAAAGAAAUAAGUGCAGUGAAGUAUCUGGAGUGCUCAGCUCUGACGCAGCGCGGCCUUAAGACAGUGUUUGACGAAGCCAUCAGGGCGGUCUUGUGCCCCCCACCCAUCAAAAAGAGGAAGAGGAAGUGCGUAGUAUUGUAAUGGGGAACCAGUGAAGUGAAAAAAUACAGUUGCAGUCAGAACUCACCGACUCGGAGGGAAGAGGGUGUUGGCGGAGGUUCCACGAAUAUCAAUUCACCCCCCUGUGUCCUUGCUUAUAUAUAUACGCUCCGGUAGAUGAGACUCGUGUCUGAAAGAACUCGAAAGAUUUAAGCAGGUUUAAGAAGGUUUUACUGUGAGAUUUGGUUCCCGGCUGCUUACAUCAGUCCAGUCCUUUCAGACACGACAUGAAUGAAGUGACUUUGCUAAGGCCUUGGUGAAUGUGAGGGGGAUUUGAUUUAUUUGGGUUUUAAGGAGUAAUAGGGAGGAUUUUACUAAGAAAACAAAAACACUCAUGUCAUUUUUCUCAGACGUCGUUCGAAGAAACACUACUUGAACGUGAUUUUUAUCAUGAAGUUACCGUAGAUAUAACUCUAAAGAGAAGGACGUCCUGCGCUGCACUCUUUCCCCUACACAUUAAGAGAUUCCUGCUGCCUUGAUGAAAUUUUACUUAAAGAAAACAUUUUUUUAGAACAUCUAAUUUCUCCUUUUAUUUCAUGGUCAGUCUCUUGUCAGCUGUGCUUGACGGACCAUUUUGUUUACAUGUGUCACCUGACCAGACUGACGUGUCGCCAAAUCUCAGUCAACGGUCAUCAAUUUGUCGUGGCUCCACGAACACUAAAAUGUUUCCUUUUUUUUUUUGCUUUAACUUGUACAAGAUAUCACCACGCAGUCAUGAAGAACAGUUUAACCCCACUUUGAAGAACUUUAAAUGACUUAUAACGUAUUGUAGCAGCUGCUAAGAUAAAUAAUGAUUAUUUUCUACAGUGAACGAGCAUUUAAAACAGUUUCUGUUAGAUAUUUUAACAGAUAGUUCGCCUUGUUUUGUCCCUUAAAGCUUUUUAGACCACGACAUCCCUGUGCCCAUCGCUCUCAUGUCACUACGUGUUAAGAGAACACACACAGUAUUUCAUGGCUGACUGUCGGGCAUGUGAAGGUGCUGUGCAGACGGUUGAAGAUUAUCAGUCAGCAGAGGCUCCUUUUGUGAAGUUUAAUUAACCUAAUGGUUUUUGUUCGUCGCUUCCCUGGCCUGAGAUGUGACUGUCGUGUCGUCAGCAACACAUUUUUACUCUCCAGUGUUGUUGCUUGGUACACUCCAUUUUUCUGUAGAUUAUACCAAACAUUUCAAGUUCUUACUAAAUUCUUCCUCAGAGAGUUCUUUGGAUAUUUAGGCUUUAUUCAUACGAUGCUCACUUUGCUCUCAUGAUGGUGUGUAACCAUGUCGUUUCGACCCAAUUUACUACUGUGUUUCGAGUUAAUGAGCCAGACUAUAAACACUCAGAGUUUGCAACUGACUUUAAUGUAGCUGUUGUACAAUUUGACCUUCAACAGUAACUUUUCAGCAAAUGCAUUUUCAUUUUUAAAAGAGCAGAGAUCAAAAUGCAUGAAUGCUUCAGGCAGCCACUGUAAGUCUUCAUUUCAGUUUAAUUUUAUCAGUGUUUAAUUGGCGCAGUGGAAGUGCACACAUGGAUUUACUUUCUUGCUAAAUGUGGUUUCAUUUUCACAGUGUAAUGUGCUGAUUUUUUAAAAAGUAAAUAAAUUCAUUGAAAAUG
Scomber scombrus (Atlantic mackerel) is the source of this 2414-nucleotide messenger RNA. RefSeq names its product ras-related C3 botulinum toxin substrate 1. Gene Ontology annotation, biological process: motor neuron axon guidance; actin filament organization; establishment or maintenance of cell polarity. Lineage: Eukaryota; Metazoa; Chordata; Actinopteri; Scombriformes; Scombridae. Bases 226 to 804 code for a protein of 192 amino acids. Gene Ontology annotation, molecular function: GTP binding; protein kinase binding; GTPase activity. The transcript is spliced from 6 exons. Gene Ontology annotation, cellular component: plasma membrane; cytoplasmic vesicle; cell cortex. The record is from RefSeq and is a predicted model, not a curated record.